AUGUCGGCCAAUCGAGUCAAGGUCCGCCUUGUCCCCGGCUGUUCCGACGGCGAUCCCCUUCAUGUGCCUCCUCCGGGAGCUCAUACCCAGCUUGAUCCACCAACUCUGUACCUGGAGAAGAUUGGCCAACAGUGGAUGGAGAGUCGAGGUGAGGCUAAGCCAGGUGUGCACUACAUCCUAGAAGACCUUCCCUUUGGCUACACGCUCUGGCAUCGCCCACGACCGUCGAAACCAAGCCAUCUCGACAAGUACCUAUAUGGCCAUCCUGGAAAGAAGGCGUUUGACUCGCCGAACCGAUUCUUUCCUCACUUUGAGCACCUGAUGAAGAACCAUGGCAGUAACAUAGGCUGUCCUUGCACUGUUUGCAGUGGCACUGCCGGAAUACUCCCAAAGACUUCAGCGAAUAGCUCGCAGACACGAACGCCGAGCGUGGCCUCCUCGCGAAGGUCCAACUCUUCUGCGUCAGUGCAGAGUCGACCUACUAGCGCACAUCGCACGCAACAGCUGCCGGCUGCACCGCUUCCUAUUCAGGCGUCACAGCACAAGGGUCGCCCGAAGAAGAUCACUCCGGGUCUAGACACGACCAACGUUGAUAAUGAAGGCACGCCAGAUGUGUACAGGAAUCUCAUCGAUAAGCUUCGCCGGCAUCGCGAUGUGGACGAACCUAUCCUUGAGCCACUGAGCCCAGACUGGCGCGCGGAACGAGACCAUCUUCCAAAGUUCCUCAACGACAUCAAAACCCAGGAGCAAUGGGUUCCGCGAAUUGGAGACAUUGUCUUGUACAUACGCAACAUGCCUGAUACCGUUGAAUUGGUCCGAGACGACACCACCGGCGAGCUCCAGCUGUACGAUGAGCGUCGCAAGCAGCAUCUGGGUACUCCACAAUGGGCGGCAGGCCUGGUCACUGAGCCGGCUACCGGUACAACGGUCGCUGAGCUCGUCACCUCUACUCAUCCGGAGCGCAGUGUAUCCGGCAUAGGUGUACGCGUCGAACCGAUCCCGAAUCCAAAUGACUCGGACAAGUCGCUCUCCAAGAGACACAAGUACGUCUUGUUGCGACAGACAAGCCCAUUCAUGAUGUGGAGAGACCUCUUGCGCCGGAUACCUCAGGAAGAAUGGCAUGAUACCGUCAAGAACGCCCUCGCCCUCAUGUCGACGCUCUCGCUCAUGGGUAAAUAUCGCUUCCGAGGAUCGUGGCCGAACGCGAGCAUAUAUUGUCAUGGCAUCUACGUUGGCGCCGAGAUGCUCGCCGUAGGCGACACCGUCCGCCUCCUUCCCAACAAGCAAUCUGGUCAGUCCGGCUGCACGGAUGUCAUGAGCAUCAAAUCGAUUCGCUUGAAGUGGACCAAUCUGGAUAAGGCCUCUGACAAUGACUACGACGAGGGACGGCCAUACAACUCUGAGAUCUGGAUAUACGGGUCCGCAUAUACAAGCGACGUGUCACGUUCGAACAAGCUUUGGGUGACGGAGCACAAUGUCGAAGCUCCACGAGUGGCAAAUGACUAUGCAGACUGGUACCCACUACACCCAGCUGACAAAGAGCUUGCCAUCCCCUACUCGCGCGUCCUCGGUCGCCUGCACGAGCGCGAUGCCAUGGCCUACUUCCUCAAGUCUGACGAUGACAAUCCUCCAGGACUCGAUGUCGGCCGGCAAUCUGUAGUAGAGGCGCGCGCCUUUGCACGAAAGCACGAUAACCGCAUCGCUCAAGAAUCCGAUGCUACAUGGUACUGGGGGGACGACCGAGCCGAUGCUCUCAAUCUCCACACUAUCAACGGUCUCGACGUGUCGCGCUACGACCUCGACCGCGACGUCAAGGAUCUUCGUCGCAAGUACCGGCAACUCGAUGGUAUCGCCAGUGGAAACGCGAAGCCUACAGGCCAAGAAAUACUCGGCAGCAGGGGAUUGCGUACCUUCAUGGCACCCGCCUUGCCACUUCGCACGAGCAGCGCGAAGCCACCAAGUGAUAGCGGAAGUUCGUCUAUCAGUGCCAGUCAAGCCUCCCGAAAGCGCACGCACAUCGUCGACCUAGACGACGAGGAUGAUACCGAAGAGGACGACCUUGACGAAGAGAUCAGGGAGCACACCAAGGUCGUCGCGGAAGAUCGCGAACGUCCGAAGAAGAAGCCGAAGGUGAUGGUGGUCAUAGACUGA
Messenger RNA from Alternaria conjuncta, 2151 nucleotides. RefSeq lists its product as uncharacterized. Lineage: Eukaryota; Fungi; Ascomycota; Dothideomycetes; Pleosporales; Pleosporaceae. Gene Ontology annotation, cellular component: rDNA heterochromatin; SHREC complex. The transcript has a single exon. Gene Ontology annotation, biological process: silent mating-type cassette heterochromatin formation. The record is from RefSeq and is a predicted model, not a curated record. The coding region runs from base 1 to 2151 and encodes 716 amino acids.